UGAACGAGAUGGCUCUUCGGACGGUCCUCCCUGGACAGUCAUCAGGGAGUGCGCACACCUUUGGCACCCCGCGCCACACAAGUGUCGUCAACCCCAUCCUAUCGAAGCGUGUCUGCUUCUACAAAAGUGGAGAUCCUCAGUUCAACGGUCUGCGCAUGGUCAUCAACAACCGCUCCUUUAAAACAUUUGAUGCCCUCCUGGACAGUCUCUCUAAAAAGGUUCCCCUGCCGUUUGGGGUGAGGAACAUUACCACGUCUCAUGGGGUUCAUGCAGUCAGUACUUUGGAUGAUUUGGAGGAUGGAAAGUCCUACAUAUGCUCUGAUAGCCGUAAGGUCAAACCUUUCAACCUGGCACGAGCCAGGAAGAAGCCGCCGCCCUGGUACCACGCCAGGCCUGCUAGUUCCCGUCGUCGAACUGUGCAGCAGGCCAGGCUAUUCCCCGGCUGGAGCAUCCACAAGAAGGAGCCGGUGGUUCUGCGCACACCAAAGAGGCUACUGGUUUUCCGCAAUGGUGACCCCAAUGUAAUACACAAAGUGUUCAUUCACAAGAGGACUACACCCACGUUUCAGUCCAUACUGGAAUAUAUCUCAGAGCUGAUCCAGUUCCACGUGGUGAAAUUACUCACGUCUGACGGCAAGCGCGUGGAUGGUCUUCCAGGCUUGAUAUUGUGCUCUGGGACUGUAGUGGCAGCAGGCAGGGAGCCGUUCAGGCCUGCAAACUACAGCGCACAGAGCUCUUCAGCUCAAACAACGCUGCCUACCAAUCGAAAAAGUAUCCGAAGACUAAAGGCUUUAAACCGUAAGUUUUCAUAA
Molecule: messenger RNA, 812 nt
Organism: Labrus mixtus (cuckoo wrasse)
Lineage: Eukaryota; Metazoa; Chordata; Actinopteri; Labriformes; Labridae
Product: oxygen-regulated protein 1
Exons: 2
Coding region: 9-812 (267 amino acids)
Biological process (GO): photoreceptor cell development; intracellular signal transduction; retina development in camera-type eye
Cellular component (GO): axoneme
Source: RefSeq, a predicted model, not a curated record